Molecule: messenger RNA, 1722 nt
Organism: Olea europaea var. sylvestris
Lineage: Eukaryota; Viridiplantae; Streptophyta; Magnoliopsida; Lamiales; Oleaceae
Exons: 2
Coding region: 1038-1535 (165 amino acids)
Source: RefSeq, a predicted model, not a curated record
AAAUCAUUUUUUUUAUAUGUAACCCAAUUUGUUCAACAUUGUGCAGAUGCAGAUUUACUGCAAGAAAACUUCACUCAAGGUACCUCCGUCAUUCAUCAAUGGCUGUUUGUUCAGACUCACGUGCGACAUCGUGGAGUUUAAGGAGGGAGUUGAAAAAGAGGAACAUUUUCCUUUUCCUUUAUUCACUGACGUUGGGAACAUAUAAAACUCCCUCUACAAAUACCCAUGCUUCAGUGCAGUGUUACUACAAUAUAUAUAUUUUAAUAUCAAGAAAAUGUGCCCCGGGAGCAUAGUCCAGUGGUGCAAAGGUAGGAGUGUGGUUAUCUCACGCCUUACUGGUAACCGUAGUGUGGGGGUUCGAUUCCUGAGACAUGAAAUUGAAUUCCUUGUAGACGCAGUGUACAGACAGCUCUUGUUUCCCAAUUUGUUGGGACACAUUCCGCGAUUUAACUCCCUCACAAAGCUCUAGGGACGAAAACGUGGGGCCCUCAAGAAUGCGGUUCAACUUUUUUUUUUUUAAUAUCAAGAAAAUGCUUUGCUGUAGUCAAGAUUUAGAAUACCCUAAAAAAUUAAACUGGGUGUACAAACCCCAUUUCACAGGAUUUGUAUAGGUCUCACACAUGAGGUGGGGGACCCACGCAUUAAAAAAAUACCCAAAAAUGCCCACUCCCCCUAUGUAUGUGAGGAGCUUGUGGGGGGUUGGGGGGGGGGGUUUGUAAACCCCCACCUGACAGUGGAGCAUCGUCCUUCACUAAAAUAUACCGUGUUCAAAGCCCACAAACCAUAUUCACACACAUACCCACGUGUGUGCCUGUGUGCAAAUAUGCCACUCAUUAUAUAUAAUAACAUAUCAUCUCAUUCAAAACUUUGUUGAACUUCUCUCAAAUCUCAAAUUUCAGACCGAAAACAGAUCAGUCUUAGCAUCUCCAUAUUCAUGGCUACAUCGAAUAUUUCGAGUGCAUUUGUCUGAAUUCUCAAGUGGCAUUGAAUGAAACCCUGUGAACAUCUGCUGAGGUUUUUCAAGAAAGCGAGAUCCAAUGGAUGAAAACCCAUCUCCGGGAUCAUCAAGAAAUGUUGCCAUGCGCCGCCACCGCAAUCGCCAAGCAGUGGAGGAUGACGACGGGGUAGAUAAGAUUACGUGCACAGGGAAGUCAUGUCAAUCUUGCACCGCCGGAGUGAUCGCCGAUUGUGUCGCCGUCUGUUGCUGUCCAUGCGCCGUCGUGAACCUUCUUGCACUGGCGUUUAUCAAGGUGCCGUGGAUGGUCGGCCGGAAGUGGUUCGGCAUGGGCAAAAAAAACCGGCAGUUAAAGGAGAAGAGAAGAAAAUGUGAAAGGAGUUAUAGCGACUGUUGUGGGGACACAUUUGGAAUUUCUGGAAAGGGACGGGUAAAUGGAGGAACAGUAUUGGAAAUUGUAUCACCUGAGGAAGAGCUACCGGACAAUUUUAGCGCGGGGUUUGAGGAUGAAGAAAUUUUUCAUUUGGGUUUUGGUAGGGUUUCAUUCACUGGAAUUCCUUGUGAAACUAAGGGUAAUUAGGGAAAAUAUGAUUUUUGAAAAAUUAUUUCUUGCUUAAGAAAGUUUAAACAUCAAAUUUUUUUCUCUUUUUUGGGCCUCAAAGGAUGAGAGUAAAUGUCCAUUUUACCCUUUGGCCUUGGAAUUUGAAUUUGAUGUAUGGGUCUACUAGUAUUUAGUACAGAAAUGAAGAAUUUGAUUCUGUCUAAGU